AUGCUCCCCAGAGUAUCUGUCCUGCUCGGCGCCGCCGUCGCCGUCCGCGCCGCCAACCACGGCAGCAACAUCGCCGGCGCCAAGGUCAACGCGACCUCCUUCGCCUGCGGCGACGACUGCGCCCACGACGGCGUCUACUUCUCCGCGACCGGAAGCUUCUGCUCCCUCUCCGAAGUCGUCGUUGAGAAGGCCGCCGGCGACCAGGAGCCGCGACUCGUCUGCGAGUCCAAGUCGUCGAGCGGCGUCACGAGUCAGCCCCUCGCCGCCAGCGGAGAGACGGCGCCGGUCUGCGACGUCUGGGAGAACAACAAGGACAAGGUUAACUUGUGCAUUUACUCCAGAGACAUCAACGUCAACCCGACGAAGAUUGUAGAGUUCGCGGAGAUUCAGCGCGAGCUCGGGACCAAGUCGGCUGGCCAGAAGAGCGAGUCGGAUCCGAACGCCCCCGACGCUGGCCUUCCCAGUGGUGAUGAUGGCAACGGCAGUGGUCCCGACGGUGAUCUCGACGGCGGUCAAGAGUUUGAACCUGCCCCGGAAGAGCCUAGCCAACCUAGUCAGCCCGAUGGUCCCGGUGGUCCCGAUGGUCCCGGCGGCCCCGGCGGCCCCGGCGGCCCCGAAGGUCCAGGGGGUCCCAGUGACGGCGGUUGUGAUAAAGGUCCCGGCGGUCCCGGUGGUCCCGGUGGUCCCGGUGGUCCCAGUGGUCCCGAUGGUCCCGGUAGUCCCAGUGGUCCUGGCGGUCCCGGCGGUCCCGGUGGUCCCAGUGGUCCCGGUGGUCCCGGCGGUCCCGGUGGUCCCGGUGGUCCCAGCGGUCCGGGUGGUCCGGGUGGUCCGGGUGGUCCGGGUGGUCCCGGUGGUCCGGAUGGUCCCGGCGGUGGUCUCAACAGUGGCCAAGAGUUUGAAUCUGGUUCCGAGGGUCUCAAUGGUCUGGGAGGCAUUUUCCGCAGAUGGCGAGGUCGUUUCUACGGAGCAUAA
This is a messenger RNA of Cordyceps fumosorosea ARSEF 2679, 972 nucleotides long. RefSeq lists its product as hypothetical. The transcript has a single exon. NCBI's taxonomy places the organism in Eukaryota, Fungi, Ascomycota, Sordariomycetes, Hypocreales, Cordycipitaceae. The record is from RefSeq and is a predicted model, not a curated record. The coding region runs from base 1 to 972 and encodes 323 amino acids.